This is a messenger RNA of Suillus subalutaceus, 1835 nucleotides long. RefSeq lists its product as uncharacterized. Bases 74 to 1582 code for a protein of 502 amino acids. The record is from RefSeq and is a predicted model, not a curated record. The transcript has 2 exons. Lineage: Eukaryota; Fungi; Basidiomycota; Agaricomycetes; Boletales; Suillaceae.
AACACUUCCAUGCAACAGCUUGCAAGUGUCCUCCCAAGUUAAAUCUAUCAUAUAUCCAUCAUAUUUAUGAGCCAUGCACCCGGCUUUACAAAACCUCGAAGUAAUAUGCACGAUUAGUUCAUACGUGGAACGCACAUCGCUUCCUGCACUUGCAUCCACAUGCCGCGAAUUCGAGCACCCAGCACUUGAUGUCCUCUGGAGGGAUUUGCACUCCGUGAGUCCACUUGUCAACUGUUUACCAAGUGACCUGUUUGGCAGUGACCAUGGAUGUUCGGUAUUGCAGAAACCUCCUGAUGGCAAGGUGUGGGAUACUCUUUUCAAGUGCGCGUCACGCGUGCGCUCCAUCACUAUAACACGUUCAUAUAGGUCGGAAAAUCCUCAGACUGAGGCUCUCAGUUUGCUAAUGCUGUCUUGCCCUUCGACACCUGCGUCCUUUUUUCCGAAGCUUCGCAAAUUAACGUUGUACGACAAUGGAACCCGCUCCACCGCAGAGUUCUUGCGCAUGACUUUCGUACCCUCGCUAGUGGAAUUGAACCUGCAGAUUACUUCAGCUUCCUCCACCACUCUCCCUGUCCUCUCAUCUCUUGGGACCUUGUGUCCUAAUCUCCAGCGCAUGACCGUGCAAGUUGCACGUGCAAGGGAUGACUGGUUGCGUAAAACUUUGCCCUUCCUCAUACAAUCUGUUUCCCAGCUCCACCAUCUUCACACUUUGUCGGUAUGUGACCUAGGUCACAAAGGCAUGGAGUACCUCAUGCAGCUGCGUGCUCUGCAGUCACUAUCCUUGGAUUUGACCACAUCAUCGAGCUGGGAUACCCUGCCGCAAGUGCAAUCCCCCGGCUUCCAGGAUCUGAAAUUGUUGAAACUUUCUACCCGUACUAUCGAGCACGCCUCGAACUUCUUUAGGUCACUCCAGAUCGUCAGAAGCAGGGGGAUCAGUUUCAACUUCGCGUCCCACCAUGCAGGGUCCUCAGCCAGUGGGUCUGCGAUGCUCUCCCAGUUCCUCGCCAUCCUUCAAGAGAAAUGUGAUAACGACAAACUCGAAUCAUUCUCUUUCAUUCGAUUGGGGAACAUGCAGCCCACAGAAUUAGGCAUCUUCACAUCAUUGCAUGCGUUUCGCAAUUUAACACAGCUGGUCAUCGAGGAGGAUUGCGAUAUCUCAAUGUCUGACGAGGAGCUAUGCCAGUUGGUGAAAGCCUGGCCUAAGCUCCGAGUCCUCAAAUUGGGCCUCUAUAAUACCAUCACAUUACCCACAUUCAACGGGCUAAUAGAGUUGCUUCGGCUCUGCCCUGUGCUGACUUCGCUCUCUCUUGUCAUCGAUGCCACGGAGUUGGACGGCAUAGAUCUCAAGUGCCCCGGCGGUGGGCUUUGCAAUAAGCAUAUCAAAUUUCUCGCCCUCGGAAGAUCGCCCCUGAGGUCCCCGGUAAAUGUGGCUGUCAUCCUCAGCGGCCUCUUCCCAUACCUUGAGGAGGUUGAUAUUUGUGGUUCGGCUUCAAAUAAAUGGAUAAUAGUCAAUGACUUUCUCAGUGGCUUCCGCCUUGUGAGGGAGCAGCGCAUUGAAGCAUGUGUUUGUUCCGAUCUCUAGGUUAUGGUUGAAAUCGUUACCUACACUUUUUGGUACGCGCAAAUACAGUACUUGCGACAGUUGGCAAUUCACAGAUAUCGAUCAGCUCCCUGGCACGACAGCCUUAUGCUUCUCGUUCUCUAUUGUUCAGUCUCUCACAACUUGUGAAUAUCGUGCUCGGACGUUGGAUUACUUUCGACAGUCCGACGUGAAGUUGGAUGGAUUUCAUUCUUUAUACUUCGAAGGUCGCGAGUUGGAAACGUCCGUGAACUGC